AUGGCAGAAGUUGUCGACCACGAAGGAAGGGAACUUUCCUCUCUGUCAGAAAGAUAUGAGCUCGAAAUCGACGACGAAACGGAUUCGCCACGCCGGUUAAAUGACAGUCUGUCACCGGAAUCGGGCAUUGAACUAGAAAGCCGAGGAACUGAUUUGACAGUUAAGGAUGACGAAAAAACGUUUAUUGCUGAUGAAGUAUCAGAAUCUUCAGCAGCUGUAAAACCAAACGAAAUGUUUCAAUUUGACCUUACUAAUCCAGACGAAGUGAUGCGAAUGCUUGAAUCGGUUGAACUUUCUGAAGAAGAUACUGAUGUACUGCUUCAAGAGGCCUACAAUGUCAAUAGAAAACUUCGGAUGAUUCUGCAGAAAAAGGACCAGGAUAAAGAGUUUAAUCCCGCGGAAGCAUCUCUUGUCAACGGGUCGUCAGUUAUAAUGGUCCCUGGUAGCGCUGUUCAGUCCAGGGCGAGUUCUAAUACCAGGACAAUCUCAAAUAGCAGGGCUAAUUCCAAUACAAGAACAAUGUCUUCUCAGGGCAGAGUUGCAUCUGGUACUUCGUCGAGAGAAAAUCUUUUUGCUAAAAAUGCCCCUCUUCCUCCAAUAAAGGACAAAAAUCCAAACGUUCUUAAUCCAGCAGUUGGUAAUGCAGUUGACCCACAUGCCCCAUCUUCAAUGACUUCAGUGUACAGUGCCAGGCAGCGUCGACCUGCACCACCUUCAGCCGGUGCCACACCAACCAGGAAUGCCUUAUCAUCACAAGGUCCAGGUCGCAGGAUUGUACCUCGCCAAGGUCUUAUGCCAAACAAGAAACCAAAAAGUGCCAAGAAGCCUGAAUCAGUUCCAAUAACAGAGCGCCCACCAUGGAACGACCGGUUCAGCCAGGACUGAAGGACAGAACAGCAUAAUACAUUUAUGUAAUAGCACAGAGAGCACAGGUUUUUUUUUUUUUACAAACUCCCUCAUCACACACCAUAUUGUCCAUGAUACAUGUAUCUAAUACUAUGUUUAAUUCUGUUGUUUGUUUCUCAUCAGUAUCGAUAUGGACAGAAUUUGAAAUGUGCAUUACA
Molecule: messenger RNA, 1064 nt
Organism: Ylistrum balloti
Lineage: Eukaryota; Metazoa; Mollusca; Bivalvia; Pectinida; Pectinidae
Exons: 2
Coding region: 1-885 (294 amino acids)
Source: RefSeq, a predicted model, not a curated record